Fomitiporia mediterranea MF3/22 is the source of this 420-nucleotide messenger RNA. RefSeq lists its product as uncharacterized. The transcript has a single exon. NCBI's taxonomy places the organism in Eukaryota, Fungi, Basidiomycota, Agaricomycetes, Hymenochaetales, Hymenochaetaceae. The annotation marks the transcript as partial. The record is from RefSeq and is a predicted model, not a curated record.
AACAUAACCCAAGCUGUGGAAGCAUCGUCUGCGUCAACUACGGCGAGCUCACCGACGACGACGGAGGCUGGGCCGAGUAAUAUACUGUCCCGACUUCGCACAACACCUCCCAUGCUCGCACUCUCGCACUUCUACCACCUUCUACACAGAGCGCAUCUUGCUGCAGCACAUAGUCAAGCACUCGAACGUAUGCGCUUAAGACGGGCAGUAUAUGGAAACGAGGUGGCUGCUGCUGCAAGAACGUCCGGUACAUCACCAGAAGCUGCAGAUACGGACGUUGUUGGGUGGGGACUUGGAAGCUUUGGAUUGAGAGAGAGGGAGAGGAGGGAGAAUGAGUUGGCAGAAAUACAAGAUCGAGAGGACUUGGCCUCGCACACUCAGACGCAUAACGAAGAUGACUUGGACAGGGAGGAGGCAUGA